This is a messenger RNA of Phytophthora infestans T30-4, 1865 nucleotides long. RefSeq lists its product as uncharacterized. Gene Ontology annotation, molecular function: DNA-binding transcription factor activity, RNA polymerase II-specific; RNA polymerase II cis-regulatory region sequence-specific DNA binding. Gene Ontology annotation, biological process: regulation of transcription by RNA polymerase II. Gene Ontology annotation, cellular component: PcG protein complex; transcription regulator complex. Bases 1 to 1686 code for a protein of 561 amino acids. The record is from RefSeq and is a predicted model, not a curated record. NCBI's taxonomy places the organism in Eukaryota, Oomycota, Peronosporomycetes, Peronosporales, Peronosporaceae. The transcript has 3 exons.
AUGCCGCAUCGGUCAACGUCAAGCAUAGAAGACACGGCUGUGCAAAAGCGCCCAUGUUUUGGCCACAUCUGGCUGCGCAAAAGGAUGGCGGGAGUAAGUAAGCCCGGACAGAAGCAGCUGCUGUGGAUGGUAGUGGGCGUCGAGAAGCGUAGCCGGGCCAAUGGAGGACAAAGUCGCUCCUCGGAGCGACAGGGCGCAGGGCUGGAGGAUAGCGUUGCAACUUGGGGGCGUGUUCUGUGUUGCGCUUCAACACCUUCAACCGCGAGUGUCGUCCCGCCCUACAUGCGCAUGCAAAUGACGCCGUCGUCCGCACUGAGCGGCGCCGAGCCCGUCGUGUAUGCGCCCAAAGCUCAAACGUUCGCAUUCCGCCACAUUGACGAAGAGGAUGCGACCCCCGCGCAUCUUCCCCAUCCUCCUGUCUCGUCGACCCCGGCUGUCUUUCAACCAUGGGCUGCAACAGACACCAAGCCCGAGUCGAGUAACGGUGUGCCACCCGCAACUCACACGCAAGAGUUGACGUCGCCAGUCUCGGCUCGAAGCCCCAAACAGCCCAAGCGUGACCUAUUCGUGUGUCCCGAGGUGCACUGUGGGAAGCAGUUUCCGCGCUCCUUCGCUUUGAGACGGCACAUGCGCAUCCACACGGGCACGAAGCCGUACGCCUGCGACUACCAGGGCUGUGCGCAGCGUUUCAAUACAUCGGGAAACCUCAGUCGCCACAAGCGCAUCCACAGUGGCGAGCGUCCGUAUCCAUGCUUCUUCGAGAUGUGUGGCAAGCGAUUCAACACGAGCACGAAGCUCAAACGCCACAUGCGAAUCCACUUUCCAGACGGACAAAACCUUUUCCGGUGUACGGAGCAGGGCUGCUCGUGGGCUUGUGAUAACUACAAGGAGUAUGUGCAACACCAGAAGUUGCAUGGCAGUGUGGCCGAGGGAUUUAACAACGCGUCAAACGAGAAUAUCAAUGCCAGUAAUGACAACAAAGAGAGUCUUAAGGCCACACGAGUCAUGCCGUCGCCCAUGGGCGUCAUGCAACCAGGGGCUGAGCACCGACACGUCGAGUUCCCGCUCCCCUCCGUAGCGAACGACGAGUUCUACCAGGACCGCAGAAUGUACAAUGCUCCAAUGUCUCAACUACGAGAAGAGCAAGUCUACCGCCGCGGCUCUGUCUUGUCAUCGAAGUCCGUUAUGGACGACCGUACGCACCCUCAAGGAGGUGCACCUCGCCUCCCGUUCCCAACUCGUGCCUUCCCGUCCGAGACUGGUCUGUUCGGCUCGUCGUUCCACCCACUUCCUCACUUGCCACCGACGUCCUCGCAUCGCUAUUAUGACUCGACAACGUCGGCUAGUUCGGUCGAGAUGGCUACAACUAGCAGUCCGAAUUACGUGCCGUCGGGCUCCUAUGUGUCAGCCCAAGCGCCGUACUCGUCGUAUGUGCGUGGCACAGAGAGCAACACACUCGUCAGCUCGUACCAGCCUACGUCGACAACGACGACCUUCAUGUCCACGUCCGAGUCUCACUAUGCGCAGUCGAUUCGGCAGUACGAGAGCUCGUCCCCGCACGACGUGAGGCAGCACUCUCCACCGCAGCAGCCGCAGUCACAGUCGGGGUAUGGAGGCAACCCCGUACCGGCUGAGUUCACGGGGGAGGAGCUCAGCGCCGUGCUGGAGCUCAUGAAAGACUCGUAAAACGGAGUCAACAUGGAUGGAGGUCGGUGAUUGUUUGUUUAUAAGCUCGGAAGCUCUUGUGCAGUUGGCUGAAGUGGACAAGUAUUCUAGUUUUAUAGGUAGUGAGGCAGGUCGGCAGCGGAGAGAGCUCACGUCUGCAGUUUAAUGUUGUAAAUACCGAAGGAUCUUUUGCUAAGCCA